CUGGCCUGGCCCUGUCCACAGGUGCACCAACCGUGAUGCAGCAGCCACGAGUGGAGGCGGAUAUCAUCGGGGCUGGCGAGGGGCCCCAGCGGGCAGUGCCCUGGUCAGCCUGGGUCACCCGUCAGGAGUGGGUACGCUGGUGGACAUGCCACAUGCCCCGGAGCUGGUCCCAGUGGUGGAAUACAUCAGGCUGGCGGCAACCACUACAGCGUAUGCUAUGGGGUCUGGAGGGGACCCUCUACCUGCUGCUGGCACUGAUGCUGUGCCAUGCACUCUUCACCACUGGCUCCCACCUGCUGAGCUCCCUGUGGCCUGUGGUGGCUGCGAUGUGGAGUCACCUGCUGCCAGCUAUCCUGCUGCUGGUACUCAGUGCCCUGCCUGCUCUGCUCUUCGCUGCCUCCUUCCUGCUGCUCUUCUCCACAUUGCUGAGCCUCGUGGGCCUCCUUACCUCCAUGACUCAUCCAGGCUAUGCUCAGGACUUGGACCAAUAGAAGGGCAACCCCAUCUUACUGCCUGUGUCUGUUGAGCCCUGGCCUAGGGCCUGAGCCCUGUGGGAGGGAGGGCAGUGGAGCCUCAAUGGACCUCAGACCCUCAAUCACAAGCACAGGUGGAGGCCUGGCUUCUGGGCCAUCUACCUUAAACCCAUGAUGGUGUCAGGGACAGGACAAACGGUGUAGCCCAGGACAAGAGGCCAAGCCACCGAGAACACCCACAUGGAUGUGGUAGCAUCACUUGGUCUCCCGGGCAGCAUCUUUGUGUCACGCCACCUCAGCCCUCCCUGCUUUAGGCUUCCUGAGAGUUUCCACCCACAUACCCCUGGACUUGUCACGGAUCCUCUCUACUUCCAGGAGGAGCACAGGCUCUGGAAUGGGCCUUACUGAAAGAAAGAUAGAUGGGGUGGGUCCUGGUCAAAAUCCCUGGGGACCUCACCUCACUCACCUACCAGAAAUGGGGUCAAUCAUCAUAGUGAGUUUCAUGUGUGUGUGUGUGUGUGUGUGUGUGUGUGUGUGUGUGUGUGUGUGUGUGUAUGCACACACAUAUUAGAGAUUGAACCAAAGGCUUUGUGCAUAAGCAUACACCCACCCCUACAUACAUAUAGAGCCUCCAGAUCUAUUAUGAAAGAACAAGUCCCAUUUCAGACACGCACACCUUGGCCAAUUCAUUGUUUUGAACCUCAGUGUUAAGUGGGUCCCAUUUUUUUUCACGAGAUUUCUAUGAUCCAAAGUCAGUAUCUAUCAGCAAAAUUCUUUGGCUUUUUUGUCUUUGUUUUCAUCUUGAGACAGGGUCUCAUGAAGCCCAUGAUGGGAACUCUCUACUUAACUGAGGAUGACUUUGAGUUUCCGAUCCUAUUGCCUCUAUCUACCUCCAGAGUACUGGCAUUAAAACUUGUGCCACCAUGCCUGGUUUUAUGAAAAGUACUUUGUAAGGCCAAAAAGCAGUUAAGGUGUUUUAGCUCCAAGAUCAUUCUACGAGCUCAAAAGGCCCUUUGAUCCAGAAGCUGGAUGAUGGAGCAAGUUUCUCUAGGAGUCCAGGGAAAUUCUCUGUCACCGAAUCUCAGCCCUGAGACAGUUAACAUAGACUGGAUGGUGUGGAUGAGAUGUAAAAGGCUGUGUCACAUGACCCCAAACUAGGCAGACAGUAAACUAUACUAGUUGUACGAUGCUUGAGGUUGGAGCCUGGUAGCAGGAAAUGCUUGCAAAGCUGAGUAGGAAAAUAAUAGCUCAGGGAUUUCCAAAAUUGAUCAAGCAAGUUGCUGACAUCCCAGAAGGUUUUGGAGCAUCCAUCCUCAGAGUCUGGCCAUUUACCUAUCUGCUGACUCCUCCAAACAAAACUUUGAGUAAUCAGUUCCCAAAUAAAGUAAUAAACAUGUUAGAUAAUUUGCCCACAGCCAGGGCACAGCUAACAGUCUUUAUCCACUCCAAACCUCUACCCAGUCCCUGCUGCUUCCCAGCUCUUUAUCUGUUUUAUAUCUAACUUUAAAAUCUUUGCUUCAGAAGCUCUAGGCCAAAAAACUCUUCUGCCACCUAAACACUCAUGCACCUCAAAUCACGGUUCAUUUUGGCUGAAACCUGCCACAGUUUUGGAACGCUGUAUGUCAUUGGUUAGACAUCUUUAGUUUGUUGCCUAAACCCCCAAACUAGCCCCUCCUGCUUCUUUGUAGUUCCCCUAGCAAUGUGGCCAUUGCAAGGGUCAAGGCAAGACAUGGAGGUGCUGUAGCUUUAUGGUUAGCUGAGGAUGACCUUGAACUUCUGAUCCUCUUGCCCUUACCUCCCAAGGGCUGGGGUUACAGGGAUGUGCUACCAUGCCUGGUUUAUUUGGUACUGAUGACCAAACUGAAGGUUUCCUGCAUCUUAGGUAAGCGCUCUACCAACUGAGCUACAUUUCCAGCCCUAACAAGUCUUUCUGAAAUUCAUUUUCUACAUGGGUAAAACAAAGAAAAAGACACUUUGCCUUGGGGCAUCUAGCUUGCAAGGUGAAGCGCCUGAACUAGCCCCUAAUGACACAACAGACAGACACACAUACACACACACACACACACACACACACACACACACACACGUACGUACAUACAUACAUACAUACAUACAUACAUACAUACAUACAUAUGUACGUAUACUGUGACUAUUUUGUCAGGAUCAGAUAACCACUCACCAGUGCCAAGG
Molecule: messenger RNA, 2663 nt
Organism: Peromyscus californicus insignis
Lineage: Eukaryota; Metazoa; Chordata; Mammalia; Rodentia; Cricetidae
Gene: Tmem239
Product: transmembrane protein 239
Exons: 1
Coding region: 36-491 (151 amino acids)
Source: RefSeq, a predicted model, not a curated record